Messenger RNA from Lodderomyces elongisporus, 1053 nucleotides. It is a transcript of the gene MRP51, whose product is annotated as mitochondrial 37S ribosomal protein bS1m. Gene Ontology annotation, cellular component: mitochondrial small ribosomal subunit. The coding region runs from base 1 to 1053 and encodes 350 amino acids. Gene Ontology annotation, molecular function: structural constituent of ribosome. Gene Ontology annotation, biological process: mitochondrial translational initiation. The record is from RefSeq and is a predicted model, not a curated record. NCBI's taxonomy places the organism in Eukaryota, Fungi, Ascomycota, Pichiomycetes, Serinales, Debaryomycetaceae. The transcript has a single exon.
AUGUCUUCAACUUCCGCCACUGCUGGUCGGGAGCUCUUUGACCUUGUGAAAAAUUCCAAAUUGGCUCAAGUCUCAACGCCACGUUCAAAACUUAUUAGAUUCUCGCGUACUAAACCAACACACCAAACGAUCUACACACCAACCACAAGUGCUCUCAGAUCUGAUUAUGGUAUGAAAAGAACUUUGCCUGCCAAGUACGGCAAGUCGCACAUUGCAUUUAAUGAUAUUGAUAAUGCAAAGGAAAUGCCAGAUGUUGAAAAAGAAUCCAGUUUCCACUAUACGCGAUUGAUGUUUCAAGAACUUGGCAAACCAUUAGCACAACGCUACUCAACAGAGAAUCCUCUCUUUGCAUCAGCAUCCAACAAAAGCAACCUUCUUCCACCUGAGUACAAAUUAGCCCACUGCUUGAAUUUGCCCGAAAAAAUUUCAACCGGUAAAGUCCUUGAGAUUUUACGACAAACACCAGAUAUAUACAGAAAAUUUAUGGACUACAUGGCCAAAACCCACCCAGAGGUUGUUCUUACAAAUUUUCAAGGAGAAACCAAAGAGUAUCUCAUGGAGUUUUUGAAACAAUCGACUGAAGUGCAAAAGGAAGCAGUCACGAUCUCGACAUUGUCGAGACAUCGCAAAAACAUUGAAGGAACAGCUGGGUUCUCAUAUAACCAAAGAGGAAGACUUCAAAACACACCAAACGGUAUCAAAUAUGAGACCAUUGCUCCAGGUCGUAUGGUGGGUACGAAAGAAGCUGCAAUUGCUGGUUUAACUGCUAGUGUCGCUGAACGUUCGGCAAUGAUGCAAUACAAUUAUGCAAGCAACGCUCCCGGUAAACAUAGUAGGCAAUUUAAUGCGCCUUACCAAAUUAACGAUGCAGAAUUGGCCGAAGAUGGUUCAGUUAGAGUGUUUGCUCUGGGUAUCAAGGUUGGUAACUGGUCAGAAAAUGACAGGAGAUAUGCUGAAGCUAGAAAGAACAUGAGCUUCAAGACAGAGAGAAACAGAGUAAAUGAUGAAAGUUUGGAAAACUUGUUGAACUUGAUCCUUCCAAAGAAAAAGUAA